Molecule: messenger RNA, 1476 nt
Organism: Arachis duranensis
Lineage: Eukaryota; Viridiplantae; Streptophyta; Magnoliopsida; Fabales; Fabaceae
Product: mitochondrial thiamine diphosphate carrier 2
Exons: 8
Coding region: 350-1348 (332 amino acids)
Biological process (GO): thiamine pyrophosphate transmembrane transport
Cellular component (GO): mitochondrial inner membrane
Molecular function (GO): thiamine transmembrane transporter activity
Source: RefSeq, a predicted model, not a curated record
GAAAAAAAGAAAAGGAGAAGAUUGCAAAGUAGGAAAGAAUCUUGACCCGUACCAAACAGCAAAAAGAAGAACAACUAAAAGCUUGACUUCAUCCCCAGAAUCACUCUCUCCAUCACAACUCAACUCAACCCAUAAUUUAUUUAUUUUUUUAGUUAUUACAACAAAUAAAUUAGUUUCUUUCUUCCUUGGACUCUUCUAAAUUCCUUCAAACAAAUCUCUUAGACAGUCUUCAAUUCAAUUCAACCAAUCAAAUACCGUUUUUCUUUCUCUCUCUAAAUGCCUGCGUCCUUCUCCAUUGCCUCCUUCCCCGUCCUCGAUUGUCGGUGGUAGUUGGAAAAGGGAAGAGAGUAUGGCAAUGGAGGAGGAAGAGCCGAGCCAGCUGAAGAGAGCGUUGAUUGAUUCCUCUGCUGGAGCUAUUUCUGGUGCUAUAUCAAGAACAGUUACCUCUCCCCUUGAUGUUAUUAAGAUUAGGUUCCAGGUUCAACUCGAGCCCACAUCUUCAUGGGCUUUACUACGCAAGGAAAUUUCUGCACCAUCAAAAUAUACUGGCAUGCUUCAAGCAAGCAAAGAUAUCUUUAGAGAAGAAGGCAUACGGGGUUUUUGGCGGGGCAAUGUACCAGCUUUGCUCAUGGUUAUGCCAUAUACAUCCAUACAGUUCACAGUUUUGCACAAGUUAAAAUCUUUUGCCUCUGGUUCUUCCAAAUCAGAGAAUCACAUUAAUUUGAGCCCUUAUCUAUCCUAUGUGAGUGGGGCAUUAGCUGGGUGUACAGCUACUGUAGGAUCAUAUCCUUUUGAUCUCCUUCGAACCAUAUUAGCUUCUCAAGGUGAACCGAAGGUUUAUCCAAACAUGAGGUCAGCAUUCGUUGACAUUGUUAAGACUCGUGGUUUCUCUGGCUUGUAUGCCGGACUGUCACCAACGCUAGUUGAGAUUAUACCUUAUGCAGGCCUACAAUUUGGUACUUACGAUACGUUUAAACGUUGGGCUAUGGCAUGGAACCACACUCAAUACUCAAAUGCUAUUGGAGAAGAUAGCCUAUCUAGCUUUCAACUUUUCCUGUGUGGGUUGGCUGCUGGUACAUGCGCUAAGCUUGUUUGUCAUCCACUUGAUGUAGUCAAGAAAAGAUUUCAGAUUGAAGGUCUGCAAAGGCAUCCAAGAUAUGGAGCUCGUGUGGAACACCGUGCGUACAGAAACAUGUUUGACGCCAUGAAACGGAUAUCACAGGCAGAAGGUUGGGCUGGUCUGUAUAAGGGGAUCAUCCCAUCAACUGUUAAAGCUGCACCAGCUGGUGCUGUAACAUUUGUAGCAUAUGAAUUGACAUCAGAUUGGCUCGAGUCAAUUUUGACUUGAUUUUUUAACACUUAAAUUGAGGGGAGAAAUUUUUUGUGAUUUUGUUUUCUGGGAUCUCAUUCUUUUGUACUCAAAUAAUUCCCCUUUUAAUAUACAAGAAGCAGGUAUAUGCUAAUAUAUUUUAACUA